This is a messenger RNA of Gopherus evgoodei (Goodes thornscrub tortoise), 2725 nucleotides long. RefSeq names its product adaptor related protein complex 5 subunit zeta 1 (gene AP5Z1). The record is from RefSeq and is a predicted model, not a curated record. The coding region runs from base 105 to 2540 and encodes 811 amino acids. Gene Ontology annotation, cellular component: AP-5 adaptor complex. The transcript is spliced from 17 exons. NCBI's taxonomy places the organism in Eukaryota, Metazoa, Chordata, Testudines, Testudinidae.
GCGCCUGCCGGAAGUGGUCGGGGAGGGAGUGGAGACAGUGUGGCUCCUUCCGCUGCUGCCCUAGAUCCCUGUUAUGCCCAUUGACUAGCAGCGGCGGCGGCGGGAUGUUCGCGCCGGGGGCGGAAAACUUCCUGCGGCAGGCCAGGGAGAUCCAGGAUGAAGAACUGAGGAAGUUUAGUUCCCGAAUCACAAGCCUUCUCCAGAAUCACGACUUGGGAAAUGAUACCAUUGACUGUUUGCAGAGACUUUUCCUUAUUGUUUCAGCCACAAAAUAUGUCCGGAAGUUGGAUGGCAAAUUUGUAGAGCUGUUGCAGAAAGUACUGUGUUUGCCCAAGUGUCCUGAGCAGAUUCAGGCUCUGUGUGCUGCCAUCUUGAGAGAGAUGUCACCCAGCAAUUAUCUGAUCCUAUCCUGCGAUGAAAUCCAGGAGGCAAAGCUCUUGAGUCUAGUAUCCUCCGUCCUCUUGGCUCAGGGACAUAAAAAGGCUGAGGUGUUAGCAGUGGGACAGCGUGUUGUAAAAGUCCUAGAAGGGCGACUGCCUGAGGGUCAGAGUUCACGGCACCUUCUUCCUCUACUCUCCAAGAUCAUCAGUCUAUCGCCAGCAAGCCUAACUGAAGAUCAGACCAAUCUGGUCAAUAAAAGGAUGGUGGACUGGCUGAGAUACGCAAGCGUUCAGCAAGGAGUUGCACAGCCCUCUGGAGGCUUCUUCUCUAAUCCCAGAGCAAGGCAGCCUGGCCCUAUCACAGAGGUGGAUGGUGCAGUUGCCACAGACUUCUUCACGGUGCUCUCAAUUGGUCAAUAUUACACAGAGGACCAGUGGCUCAAUAUGCAGGCCUUUUCCAUGCUGCGCAAGUGGCUGCUGUGCUAUGGGAGCGAGGGGGCAAACAGCCCUAAUUCAGAUGACAAAUCAGAGGUAGAUGGGUCUAUCAUGUCCAUGGUCUCUGCUACCUCCACCUCCAGUCGCCUGCUUCCCCCGAAGGAGCGUCUAAGAGAGAAGGCUUUUGAAUACUGCCAGCGGCUUAUCGAGCAAAGCAACCGGCGGGCCCUGAAGAAACCAGAUGGGGACCUGCAAAAAGCUUGUCUCGUCGAGGCUGUCACUAUCCUGGAUAUUAUCUGCAGGCAGGACUCCUCCUAUGUGUACCGGACUCUCUCCUGCCUGAAGAUCUUGCAUGGCAGAAUCAGUGGGGACCUUGCUUGUGCCAGGGCAUUGCUGCCCAUUGCUCAGUUCUUCCUGAACCACAGUGAGACUGCAGCGGUGGAUUCAGAGGCAGUUUAUGAGCACUUGUUCACCAGGAUUCCUGCUCAACUCUUCCACAGCCCAAUGCUGGCCUUUGAGUUUAUCCAGUUCUGCAGGGACAACAUCCAAUUCUUCACAGAGAACCUCAGCAUCUUCAGACGGAGCUUCCCAAACCUCUUCAAGCUCCUAGCAUGGAAUAGCCCAGCCUUGAUCUCUGAGUUCAUGGAUCUUCUGCCAGCUCUGCUUGGUGCAGACACAGCCAUCGAGAUCUUUCACUUGCUGCUUGACCUGCCAUGUUUGGCGGCUGCUCUGGACAUCCAGCUGAGAUCUGCCUCUGCUCCCAUCUCGGAGAGAGCCACCUGGGAUCCUGCUGCCAAGCCAGCCAGCUGCCUGGAGGCCUUCCGCCACCCACUCUACAGAAGCACCUUUCAGUAUCUCCUGCGCAUUGAGACUGCCCCCAGAGACUCCCCUGAGCGGUUGGCUCCUCUUCGCCAGCUGCUGGGGUCCAUGGCCAGCUGUCCCCGGGUCGUGCAGUGUGCAGACACCAUCCCUGUCUUACUGAAGCUCUACUUCAGUGUGGUGGCAGAGUUUGCAGACGGCCCCCUGAUAAACCAGCUGGUGUUGGUGCUGCUGGAGAGGAGUGAGCAGCUCUACGAGAUCCCGGCGUUUAAGGUCGAUGUCCAUAGAGUGCUGAGCUCCCAGCUGGUGCUUCUGUGUAAGCUGCACCCCUCCCUGGUAGUGGAACUGUCCAAGGAGCUUCUGGAGUUUUCAGGAACUGUCAGCAACAUCUGGAACAAAGAGGAUAUCUUCACCUGUGUGGUCUGGGCUAUUGGAGAGUACAUGUCUGUCUCAUAUGACAAAAGGUGCACCGUGGAGCAGAUCAACAAGUUCUUCGAAGCCCUGGAGGCCAUGCUGUUUGAAAUCACGCAACUGCGGCCCUCGGCCAGCAUCCCCAAGUAUUCGCCACGUGUCAUCACGGUUCUCAUGACAACGCUGACCAAACUGGCAUCUCGCAGCCAAGAUCUGAUCCCCAGGAUGUCCCUGUUCCUGUCCAAGAUGAGAGCGUUUGUUCAGAGCCCUGCCAUGGCCUCGGUGUACAGUGAGGAAGACAAUGAGGAGAUCCUGACCCGGGCUGCUGAGCUGAUGAACCUGUUGAAAAUGCCCAGUGUGGCUCAGUUUGUACUGACGCCAUCAGCAGAGGUUGCCAGCCCACGGUUUCACCGAGACACUAACGUGUCCCUGCCUCUCGCCAUGAAGACGGCCAGCCGGCUUUUAGAAAGGGGGACUGGCUUUGUGCCAGGGUGAGGUGUUGGCAUUUCUGAGUGUACACUGACUGACGAGACCUGGCUGGCUCUGUGCUGUAUUUUGACUAACCUGCUGCUGCUGACUCUGCUUAAUGAAAUAUGGGGAAGGUGGAGGGAUGAGGCUCUGCUCCAAGCUGCACUUUCCUGGAAAUGGGCAAUAAAUGACGGAAGAGAGGAAUAACCAGA